GGAAAAUACUUUAAACACCUAUUAAUGUUUUUAAUAUAUAUAUUUAGAUUCCCACAGAGAAGAUUCAGACAGCGAGAGAGAGGAGCCUCCAACAACGAGUGGCGGCCCAAGUGGACCUCCAGACAUUUCCAAAUCAAGAACUGAUAGUCCAGUCCAGCCGCGUCUGAAACUCUAUCCGAGGACACUCCAGGGCGACAGGCGCAGAAACUUUCAGGCAUCGUGGUACUCUAUCCACACAUGGCUUGAAUAUUCACUGUCACAAGACUCAGCAUACUGUUAUGCAUGCAGGCAUUUUGGCCUCCCACACACAGAGUCAGUGUUUACGUCAGCCUUGGGUUUUAAAAACUGGAAAAAGGCAACAUUCAGAGAUGGAGGGUUUUGUGGACAUGCAAAGGGAGAGGGUCACACAAAUGCAAUGAUUGCUUGGAAAGAAUAUGAGAGAGCAGAUAAAGCUGAUGCCUUGUUAAUGAGUACUUUAAGUAAAGAACAUCAUAAGCAGAUAGAGGAAAAUCGUGCCUACAUAAAAAGUUUAGCAGAAGUCCUACUGUUAACUGCAACCCAGAAUAUUUCACAGAGGGGACACAAGGAGACAGUAGAUGCAGACAACAGGGGAAACUUCUUGGCUAUAUUGGACAUGAUUGCUAAACAUGACCCAGUUGUUAAAAAGAAAAUGACAGGGCCUCGCAAUGCAAAAUACACGAGCCACCAAAUUCAAAAUGAAGUUUUGGAUACAUUAGCUGAAAUGGUACGCGCUUCCAUCAUAAACGAAGUCAAGGAGAGUGAAGUCUUUUCCCUUAUGGCAGAUGAAACUAAAGACCUUAAAAAAAAGGAGCAGAUCUCUUUAGUGUUAAGAUAUUAUUAUGCAGGAGCCGUAAAAGAGAGCUUUUUGCACUUUGAAUCUGCAGACCGCCUAGAUGCUGCAGGCCUGACGCAUAAAAUAAUACAGGUACUUGAGAGAUGUGGCUUGGAAUACAAAAGUAACCUGAUCGGGCAAUCAUAUGAUGGGGCUUCUGUCAUGAGUGGCAAGCACUCAGGCGUUCAGGCUCGUAUUAAAGAGGUGGCAAAACAGGCCUUUUAUGUACAUUGUAAUGCCCAUUGUGUUAAUCUUGUUCUUGUGGACACAGUUAAGGCAGUACCACAAGCUGAAUGUUUUUUCGCAUUGUUGCAGAGACUCUAUGUAUUUGUGUCUGGCUCGUACAUUCACAACAAGUGGCUGAACAUACAGAAAGAAAUGUAUCCUGGAGCACCCAGAGAGCUUCAGCGAUUGAGUGAAACAAGGUGGGCUUGCCGGCAUAUAGCUUGCCACACUGUUCUUGAUAGACUACCUGCCAUCAUGCGUCUCCUUGUAGAAGUGGCUUCAGAAAACAGUGGCGAUAGAAGCAUUGAUGCACGAGGCCUGCUCGCUCAAUUUGACCUGCAGUUCAUUGGACUUUUGGUGAUAUGCAAUAAGGUUUUUGGUGAUGCAAGGUGUCUCUCUGACAUGCUACAGUCUCCCUCUCUUGAUUUGUGUUCAGCUGUGGAUCUAGUUCAAGCCCUUGUGCAAAAUGUUCAAGCUUACAGGGAUGAAUCCUACUUUGAAGGACUCUGGAGAGAAAUCUUAAAUACUGCUGAAAAAUGUGAUGUAGAGGUGGAACCUACUUCAAAAAGAAAGACAAAACAGAGCCGGUGGCUAGAUGGACAUGCUGUCAUGUCCUCAACGGGUGAGCGUUCAGAGCAGAGUAUGGACACUUUCCGUACCAGCAUAUUUUACCCUGUGCUGGAUAACAUGCUCAGUGAGCUAAACAGAGGAUUUGCUAAACCAAAUUGUGAAAUAAUGUUGGGAAUCCAAGCCUUAAAUCCGUCAAGUAAUACAUUUUGCCAAGAGCAAGCUCUAUUUGCAUUUGCUUCUAUUUAUGAAUGUAACACAGAUGACCUCAAACACGAGUUACACCAAAUGAAAAGAAUCCUAGAGAGAAAAGUCAAAUCUGGCAUACAGAAGCCCUCUAGCCUAGUAGAACUCACUAAAUUCGUUGAACCCUUUAAAGAGGUAUUCCAUGAGCUCUUCAGGUUAUGCAAAAUUGCUAUUGCCAUACCAGUCAGUACUGCCUCCUGUGAACGCAGCUUUUCCACACUCAAGUUAAUAAAGACACACUUGAGAUCCACUAUGGAUGAUGAUCGACUGAGCAGUCUGGGUAUUUUAAGUGUGGAGUCCAGACGAGCAAAGUCCCUGGACUUGGAUGAAUUUGUUAAUCGAUUUGCUGCCAAUCACAAUAACCGCAGAAUACGUCUGAAAUGA
Molecule: messenger RNA, 2275 nt
Organism: Pleuronectes platessa (European plaice)
Lineage: Eukaryota; Metazoa; Chordata; Actinopteri; Pleuronectiformes; Pleuronectidae
Product: zinc finger MYM-type protein 1-like
Exons: 2
Coding region: 416-2275 (619 amino acids)
Molecular function (GO): protein dimerization activity
Source: RefSeq, a predicted model, not a curated record